AUGACCGAUCUCGUUUUUGAAAAUGUCCGUCUGAUCGACCCGGAGGCAGGAACCGCUCUUUCCGGCCGCUUGCUUGUCAAAGACGGGCGUAUUGCCGGUCGCGACAAGGCUGGCGCCGAAGGCAAGCCGGAAAACGCCCGGGUCAUCGACGGCACGGGCGCUGUUCUGUCUCCCGGCCUGGUGGAUAUGCGUGUGGCCAUCGGCGAACCGGGCUUCGAAUAUCGCGAAACCAUCGCCUCCUGCGCACGCGCCGCCGUCUCAGGCGGUGUAACGACCCUUGCCGCCCUGCCGAACUCCAAACCCGCCAUCGACGAACCCGCCCUCGUGCGUCUGCUGCGAGGGCGUGGCGAAGAAACCGGUCUGGUCAGCAUCCUGCCCUAUGGCGCGCUGACGAAGGGCUGCAACGGCGAGGAAAUGGCUGAACUCGGCAUGUUGCGCGAGGCGGGGGCUGUGGCCUUCACCGAUGGCAUUCGCGCCAUCGCUGACACCAAGCGCAUGCGCCAGCUUCUGGCUUACGCCAAGGGCAUCGACGCCCUUGUGGUGCAGCACCCUGAAGACCCCUCCCUUGCCAAGGGGGGCACGGCCACGGCCGGGGCGCUCGCGACACGUAUGGGUCUGGCCCAGAUUCCGGCAGCAGCCGAGGCCAUUCUGAUCGCACGCGAUAUCCGCCUCGCCGAGAUGACGGGCGCAAGACUGCAUUUCGGUCAUGUCUCGACGGGCGAAGGUCUGGCCCUGAUCCGUCAGGCCAAGGCGCGCGGACUGGCCAUCACCUGCGACACGGCCCCUCCCUAUUUCGCGCUCAAUGAAGAGGCGAUCGGCGAAUUUCGUACCUAUGCCAAGCUCUCCCCGCCUUUGCGUGCAGAAGAGGAUCGCCUCGCCGUCUGCGCGGCGCUGGCGGAUGGGACGAUCGACGCCAUCGCCUCCGACCACGCGCCUUGGGAUGCCGACGACAAGCGCCUGCCCUUCGCUCAGGCCAGUGCUGGCGGAACGGGUCUGACCACCUUGCUCGGUGUCGGGCUCUCUCUCGUGCAUGAGGGCACGCUGACCCUGCCACAGCUAAUCGCCCUGAUCACGCGCAACCCCGCGCGCCUGUUGGGCAGCGAAGCCGGAACGCUGCUCGACGGCGCCAGCGCCGAUCUGUGCCUGUUCGAUCCCGAUGCCGAAUGGGUGGUCGAGGCGGGCGCGCAGCCCGGGCGUGCCCAGAAUACUCCGUUCGAUGGCCGCCGCCUCAAGGGGCGGGUUCUGGGCACAUGGAAGAACGGCGUGGCUGUUUUCGGUGGUGAGGCGGCAUGA
Molecule: messenger RNA, 1293 nt
Organism: Sabethes cyaneus
Lineage: Eukaryota; Metazoa; Arthropoda; Insecta; Diptera; Culicidae
Product: dihydroorotase-like
Exons: 1
Coding region: 1-1293 (430 amino acids)
Biological process (GO): purine nucleobase catabolic process; pyrimidine nucleotide biosynthetic process
Cellular component (GO): cytoplasm
Molecular function (GO): metal ion binding; allantoinase activity; dihydroorotase activity
Source: RefSeq, a predicted model, not a curated record